This is a messenger RNA of Cladocopium goreaui, 3120 nucleotides long. The record is from the annotation of a GenBank genome assembly. NCBI's taxonomy places the organism in Eukaryota, Dinophyceae, Suessiales, Symbiodiniaceae.
GGUCCCUCAGGGCAGCAGCAUGCUGAUCGUUCAGACAUCACGCUGGACGCGCGCUUGGUGCGCCGGCGCUUGGAGGAUCCCUUCACCCGGCGACGGCUGCUGUUCUUCGUCAGUAUCCAUUUGGUGGCCUUUGGUGCCGAGAUUGCGGCCAUGCUGAUCUUUGUGCACACGCACGACUAUUUCUUUGUCGCAGCUCUCCUGGUGCCAUUCAUUUUCUCUGGUUUUUUCUGCAGUUACGCUGCAUGGCAUUGUGAAAUGCCUGAGACCGGCUCUCGACUUUUCCCUUUGAAGGAACGACCCAAGGGUCUUCGCUUCUUGUUAACCGUGCCCAUGGGAUUUCUGCAAGGAGUCAUCAUUUGGCUGGCCUUUGAGGAAUAUGCUGAGAGGAAUGCAGAUCAGAGCCUGCCCAUCACAGAAACAGCAUGGCAGCGCCGCACGGACCGUCGCGGGGCCGCACCUCCCAACAAGUAUCACUGCAAGGCAGUGAACGGACUUUUCGAGGGCAUCGCCUCAACGAUGGUCUUGCUCUAUGCUUUCUGGAGUCUCGGGGUCAAGAUUGGAAAUCCUCCGGGGCCCAUCACGAAGCUGAAAUUCACUGGUGAGGGAGUUCUCGUCGGAGCUUUGGGUAUCAUCUGCUUCCUUUCCACUGGUUUAGGUCUCAUGGAACUAGACUACUGCACCUCUCGGGCUAUUGCCAAGCGCAUGCGCAGCUGGCCCUACGAGACGGUUCACGUGCUCUUCCGCACUUGUGAGGUGACCUCUCGCGUGUGCAUGUUCGUGGCGUUCAUGGUCACCACCAGACAAGAAGAGGAAUGGAGGUUGUGGUGGUGCAUUUUGCUGGCGGAUUUCUGCUUCACCGCUUUCAUCGUGACCGUCUUCGGGGGUGCUGAGACCACUUGGUUUGUGCGCAUCUUGUGCAGCUGUCCCUGUGUAUUCGCCAACAUCUUUGCCUUCACCGAUGCACCCAACAAACGGCGAGCUGCCAAGUUGGUCUCUCGCUGGCUGACCAUCAAACAUGCGGCUGAGAUCGUCCUCCUUCCGUUGGUGGUGUUUCUGGGGAUGGGUGAUCGUCUUUGGAAGGACGUGGAGGACAACUGGAAACACCAUUGGUUCAUGAUUAUCGUUGCCCUGUCUGCCAGUGUCCUCUACUGGCCACUGCUGGCCUAUCUUUCGACCAGAUCGUUGCACCGAAGCAACAUGACGGACAUUUUCUCGGCAUGCGAAAACGGCUCCAAGAACGAGGUGAAGGGAGCCAUCCGAGAACUUACCCGGAGCGCAGCGAUUUGUUUGAAUGUGAACAGUCCUGACGUCGACGGGAACACACCGCUGAUGUUGGCGGCCGCCAGGGGCCAUGCGGACGUGUGCGAUCUGCUGGUCCAGCAGGGUGCUCGAGUCGAAGUAAGAAGAUGUCCAGAUAACAGGAAGUGUCGUACCUUGUUAACCAUCUCCCUGCGUCGUCGAUGGACAGCUUUGCACAUCGCAGCGUAUCAUGGGCAUUUGAAGGUGGUUCAGAUUCUGCUGGAGACGGCCAAAACACGUGCUGCAGGCGAAAGAAGUGCUUCGGAUUACUGGAACUACGUAUUUCAGGAUUCUGCCAAUCAGACCCCGCUGCAAGUUGCAGCUCGAAGGGGUUGGGUGGAGGUAUGUUGCUGCAUUGCAUACCAUGUGCCCAGGUGGAAGAUGGCGAUGCAAGCAGAACCACACCCUGCCAUCGACCAAGUUCAGCGUGAAGUGAGAAUUGCCAUUACGGAGCCUGGCCCCGAACUGCUGCAGAGAUCCGUGGAGUCCUGUCGCACGCCGUUAUUGGAUGCUGCUGCACCUAUCCAAAAUAUCGAGGGCUGGCCUCAAGUGCAAGUUGCCAUUGACAGAAGUCAGCAUGACCAGUUGAUGGCACCAGGCCUGUGCUCCUACAUCGCGAGCUGCUGUGGCGGAGCACUGGGUCGCACCUUCCUGGUGGAUGUGAGGCCCUCUGAAGAGGAGCUGAACCAAAGCGUUCUGACGGACAUCAGCGAGGCCACCGAAACCAGUGAGGUCACGAUCCCUGGAGGCACCCGCCUGGCGGGCCUCCAUCGAGAGCCAACGGGCGAUGCGCCAAGUCUCCACGCCUUGGUCCCCGUGUCAGCAAGCACCAAGCAGAUCAUUCCAACGUGGAAGGAAAUGUCCAUGACGAUGGAGACCGCCAUGCGCAACAGAGGCUGUUCAUCCUCCUACAUUCGAGGCUGCAUUUUUCGGAGAAUCCCAGAGAUUGGAGCUGCUAUCCUGGGCCAAGGGAGCUAUGGUGUUGUUUGGUGUGCAAUGGACGAAGGCAACGACAAACUCUACGCUGUGAAGAAUAUUUGCGAGGCUCCGACCACUACCGCAGUCAGUCGGAGGGAGUUUGAGGUCAGCGAUCGGAUUCGGCUGACACCACACCCAUGUUUGGUGAAGCUUUUCGCAGUGCAACAUUUUGCAGAUGCUGGCCUCUACGUGCUGGUGAUGGAAUUCUGCCCUGGGGGGAACUUGCUGCAACGGAUCAGACAGACCCGCAACCUUCUCGGGCGCGGAAGGUACAAGGCCCCCGGCCCAGCAGUGGCCUGGAUCGCCCAAGUCUUCCUGGGAUUGGAACAUAUGCAUUUGCGCAUGGAUACGCUGCUCAGAGACUUGAAGCCUGACAACGUGGUGAUCAGUGACCGAGGCGUGGCCAAGUUGACGGAUUUCGGGUUUGGUCGCUUCGGUGUGGAAGGCUCCAGCGGCACCUGGUCUUUCGGCAUCCCCGCUGGGAGCCCGGGCUACGUGGCACCAGAGGUCAUCUUACAACGGAACUACGACCACCGUGCAGAUCUCUAUUCAUUGGGCGUUCUCACCUGGGUCCUUUUGUCUGGCGGCUUGGUGAAUGUGGAGCCCCCACAACCACCAACUGGGCAGAGCCGGGGGAAUGAUUUCCGAGUUUAUGCCAAAGACUUCCGCCUGCUCCAACGAUGUUUGGAAGACCCACCAUCCAAUGGAGCAUUGCGAUUGCAACGGAAUCAGCAGGACAAACCCAGGGCAGUAGGUUCGCUUGGAUCACACGUGAAUGCAGCAGAGGGGUUCGGAUUGCGAUCGUUGCAGAAGUUGAAUGUAUGCAGUCCAAGCGAUGGCUGA